Messenger RNA from Monoraphidium neglectum, 1182 nucleotides. RefSeq lists its product as hypothetical. Bases 1 to 1182 code for a protein of 393 amino acids. Gene Ontology annotation, cellular component: cytoplasm. The transcript has 12 exons. The record is from RefSeq and is a predicted model, not a curated record. NCBI's taxonomy places the organism in Eukaryota, Viridiplantae, Chlorophyta, Chlorophyceae, Sphaeropleales, Selenastraceae.
AUGGCAUUUCCUGUCGUGCCCAAACGAGCCCUUGGCAAGCAGCGGCCGACGUCGUCGCCACCGGCGCCCCCGCCAGCGCCGCCAGCCCCGCAAGGCCUGCAGGUCUCUGCCCUGGGGCUGGGCUGCAUGAGGCUGUCGUUUGCCUACGGUAGCCCCACAGAGGAGGGCGCGGCGCUGGCCGUCAUCCACCGGGCACUGGAGCUGGGGGUGACGCUGCUGGACACAAGUGACAUGUACGGCCCCUUCACAAACGAGGAGCUGGUGGGCCGCGCCAUCAAGGGUCGGCGGGAUCAGUACACGAUCGCCACAAAGUGCGGCAUCAUACUCGGGCAAGACGGCAGCCGCUCGCUCAACGGCAGCCGCGCCCACGUGCGCGCGGCGUGCGAGGCGUCCCUGAAGCGCCUGGGCAUCGAGACAAUCGAUCUUUACUACCUCCACAGGGUGGACCCAAAAACCCCAGUGGUCGAGACGUUUGCAGAGAUGAAGGCGCUGCAGGCGGAGGGCAAGGUACGCCACGUGGGCAUCAGCGAGGCGUCACCGGAUGACAUACGCGCGGCCCACGCGGUGACGCCCCUCAGCGCGGUGCAGCUGGAGUGGUCCCUCUGGACCCGAGACGUGGAGGAUGACAUCAUCCCGGUCUGCUGCAAGCUGGGCAUUGGAAUCGUUGUAUACUCGCCCCUUGGCGCCGGCUUCCUUACGGGCGCCAUGCCGCCGCCCGAGCACCUGUCCGAGGACGACUUCCGCCGCAACUCGCCGCGCUUCCAGGCGUACGAGAAGGCGAGCGGGCACCCCCUUGAUACACAGCAUGCGCUGCUGCUCACCGCCGCGGCCGCUGGCUGCGCCCGGUUGCCAUCGCCCAUCGCCUCUGCUACUGCCUGCUCCCUGCAUUGUGUUGUCUACGAGGCCAGGAAUAUUGCCCUGGUGGAGAAAAUCAAGGGUGUGGCGGCCGCCAAGGGCUGCACCCCCGCGCAGCUGGCGCUGGCCUGGGUCGUCUCCCGCGGCAGCGACGUCGUCCCCAUCCCCGGCACCACAAAGGUGGCGCGCCUGGAGGAGAAUGUGGGCGCACUGGGCGUGGAGCUCACCGCUGCUGACCUGGCGGCACUGGAUGGCCUGGGGGCGGAGGUGGUGGGGGACCGCUACCCCAACAUGAAGGGCAUGACAUACCACUAUGGUCGCAAGUGA